AUGUUGUUGGACAGAUUGUUAGUAUUGGGGAGGUCGAAAUCCUCAAUGUUAACAAGAAGCAGACAAAAAGACUUACCAUGGAAAUCAGAGACACUGAAAAUGUUCGCCUAAACUGUGUGCUAUGGGGACCUUAUGCUUCAAAUCUUGAGAGUUUGGCAACUAAUACAACCGAAGCUGUUUUUGUUGUUGUCUUGCGGUUUUCAAAACUAAGGCUUUACCAAGGUGUUUGGAGUGUUGGGAAUUGUUACAAUUGUUCAACUGUUUUAACUAAUCCAGAUAUCCCUGAGGUUUUAGCGUUCAAAGAAAAGCUACCUGCUGAUGGUGUUACUCUAUCAUACACACAUCCAAAUCAGUUGACAAUCGUCAAUUCUGUCUCUGUUCGUGAUGAUUUCUUCUUACAUAGUCCUCGAAGGACUAUAAGUGAGAUAAUAGCUGCAUCUGAGGUUGGAAAAUGUGUUACCAUGGCUACAAUCAUGUCAAUUGACACCGAGUUUGGUUGGUAUUACAUGUCCUGUAAAACCUGUUCAAAAAAAGUUCUUCCUCAUGAUAUGGAUGCAAUGAGGGAGAAAUAUCCCGGUAGACCUUUCAAGAAACAGUUAUGGAAGUGUGGUAAAUGUAAUACUGAUGUUGAAGAAGUCAUUCCAGCUUGUCAAUCAGACUGCCUCUUCACUUACUCAUCGGUAGAUGAGAUUCAGGAUCCGGAUGUUUUGCCUAUGUCCCUGAGCAACAUAUGUGGGAAGACUUAUCUUUUUAAGGUUGCUAUUGAAAGUUCAAACAUUGUCUUCAAUAGUGACACUUACAAGGUUAUGAAGAUCGUUACACAAAGUGACCUGGUGAAGGAGUUUUCAGAAAUUUCUGUGUCUCAGAACACUAUUGAAGCUAAACAUGAAGAACACGUUCUGACAUCUCUCACUACAGAGGCUCCACUCUUGCUUGAAGAUGACUAUGAGGAUGUGAAGACACCGUCGUCGAAACGCAAAAGCAAUGAUAGUGAAGAGAUCGGAAAUGACAGUGGGGAGCUUUCUGUAGCUUCAAAGAAAACCAAAAAUGAUUUCAAAAAUGGAGAUGAUGCGAAACAUACUGUGAUGAAGCCGGUCAAGAAAGAAAAAACAGAUGAUUGA
Eutrema salsugineum is the source of this 1121-nucleotide messenger RNA. RefSeq lists its product as uncharacterized. NCBI's taxonomy places the organism in Eukaryota, Viridiplantae, Streptophyta, Magnoliopsida, Brassicales, Brassicaceae. The annotation marks the transcript as partial. The transcript is spliced from 9 exons. The record is from RefSeq and is a predicted model, not a curated record.